AAUGGAGGAGUACGCAAACCUAUGCCCAUUCUGAUCCAUUGAGUCGUGGAGGAUUAGUGUGUGUUGUGUGUGUGAGACAGAGAGUAUGGAGAUUGAAGAAGAAGAAGUAAAGAAGGAGCAUAGGAAUGGUGGUAGGGUUCGUGUUUAUGCGGACGGUAUUUACGACCUAUUCCAUUUGGGCCAUGCCCGUUCCCUCGAGCAAGCCAAGAAAUUGUUUCCCAACACUUAUUUGCUUGUCGGAUGCUGCAAUGAUGAGGUUACCCACAAGUACAAGGGCAAAACUGUUAUGACUGACAAGGAGCGCUAUGAAUCUCUCCGUCACUGCAGGUGGGUUGAUGAAGUUAUUCCUGAUGCACCAUGGGUGAUCACACCAGAGUUCCUGGACAAACAUGAGAUUCACUAUGUGGCACACGACUCUCUUCCUUAUGCUGAUGCAAGUGGGGCUGGAAAAGAUGUUUAUGAGUUUGUUAAAUCUGUUGGAAAAUUUAAGGAGACCAAGCGUACAGAUGGGAUAUCCACAUCAGAUGUAAUAAUGCGGAUUGUCAAAGACUACAACCAGUAUGUGAUGCGCAACUUGGACCGAGGAUACUCAAGAAAUGAGCUUGGUGUUAGCUAUGUGAAGGAAAAGAGGCUGAGAGUGAACAUGGGAUUGAAAAAGUUGCGUGAAAAAGUGAAGAAACAACAAGAGAAAGUUGGUGAGAAGAUACAAACAGUAGCAAAAACGGCUGGUAUGCAUCAUAACAUAUGGGUGGAGAAUGCCGAUCGUUUAGUUGCAGGUUUUCUUGAGAUGUUUGAAGAAGGUUGCCACAAAAUGGGAACUGCCAUUAGAGAUCGAAUUCAAGAACAAUUAAUUCAAAAGGCAAAUAUAAGAGGACUCAUAUAUGAUGAGGAAGAUGAUGAUGAGUAUUAUUAUGACGACAGCAGUGAAGAAGAAUUCUAUGACAAUGAAGAUGAAGAAAAAGCUGUUUCACUGUAAUCAUCUUUCAUGGUAAUGUUAUCUGAGUACCCUCCCGUUGAAUAUUCCUCGCAGUUGUGGGGCAUGAAUUUAGUCUGCAAUGCCUAGCAUGAGACAUCAUCUCUAAUGGUUAAUAUAUAUAUAUAUAUAUAUGUGUGUGUGUGUGUUUGUAUAUAUUUGUUCUGGCUUAAGAAAGCAAGUUGUCUAUGGAACUAGCAACUGCAGGUAUUUGUUGAAGAAACAACUUUAUGUCAAUUUAUGCAGAUACAGGUGAGUGCUGGGAUUGAAAUAUAAGGUUGAAGCCUUACUUGGAGAUAGAUGUGCUAUGUAUGUUAUAUUGCAGUUUUCAGCUCAUGCCUUCAUUGUUUAACUUGAUUUGUUUUUUUUUUUUUUUUGACAAGUUUAACUUGAUUUGUGAACUCUUUCAAUAUGACAUUUCCUUAUUAUGUAGAGAAGUUUAAUCU
Messenger RNA from Cornus florida, 1419 nucleotides. RefSeq names its product choline-phosphate cytidylyltransferase 2-like. Bases 86 to 976 code for a protein of 296 amino acids. The record is from RefSeq and is a predicted model, not a curated record. Gene Ontology annotation, biological process: CDP-choline pathway. Lineage: Eukaryota; Viridiplantae; Streptophyta; Magnoliopsida; Cornales; Cornaceae. Gene Ontology annotation, molecular function: phosphatidylcholine binding; choline-phosphate cytidylyltransferase activity. The transcript has 8 exons.